AUGAAAUAUCCAGUAUUGGCGAUUUUCCUUGUGGUUAUUUUUGGCCAAUUUACCACCGGUGCACCUAUUCCUGAAAUUGAACUUUCCAUGGAGCUCUCUAACACACGCGAAAACCAAGUUAUACUUUCUACAGAACACGAUUCCUCAAUAAGUGAAUACCAACUAUCAUCAAUUGAGCUUCCAUCGAUUGAGCCUCCAUCAAUUGAAAUUCCAUCAAUUGAACUUCCGUCAUUUGAAUUCCCAUCAUUUAAAUUUGAAGAUGUCAAUAUUGUUCUGAUCGUUAUCGGAAUUAUUGGAAUAUUGGUUAUUUUAUGGUUUACUAUUCCUGCCAUUAUUACCGCUAUAAUUCAUGCAAUAGGAUUCGGUGUUACAGGAAUAGCGAAAGGGAGUUACGCCGCCGCACUUAUGGCUAGUUAUAGUGGACAUGUCUUCGUUCGAAGUCUUUGCGCUAUACUACAGAGUGUUGGUGUUUUAGGGAUAUCAGGAUUCAAAGGGUUGUUUAUACUAAUUGGUAAACUCUUGAUGUUAUUUUUACGCACAAUAUUUUGUUGUUGCUUGUGA
Molecule: messenger RNA, 561 nt
Organism: Acaulospora morrowiae
Lineage: Eukaryota; Fungi; Glomeromycota; Glomeromycetes; Diversisporales; Acaulosporaceae
Source: the annotation of a GenBank genome assembly